Messenger RNA from Hibiscus syriacus, 555 nucleotides. RefSeq lists its product as uncharacterized. The transcript is spliced from 2 exons. NCBI's taxonomy places the organism in Eukaryota, Viridiplantae, Streptophyta, Magnoliopsida, Malvales, Malvaceae. The record is from RefSeq and is a predicted model, not a curated record. Bases 1 to 555 code for a protein of 184 amino acids.
AUGGAUAAUACUCUUCUUGCUCAAGAUAUUGUCAAAGGCUAUGGGAGAAAUUCUAUUUCUCCAAGGUGUGCUAUCAAGAUUGAUCUUCAAAAGGCUUUUGAUUCUCUUGGCUGGGAUUCCUUUCUUCCAUUCUCAAAGCUAUUGAUUUGCCUCCUUUUUUUCAUUCAUGGAUUGAAACUUGUUACAAUGGAGCUAAAUACUCAAUCUCAUUCAAUGCUUCUUAAUCUUGUUGCUGCCAGAGGAGUUUUUGGUUAUCAUCCUAAAUGUAAAAAAGUUGGGCUCACUCAUCUUACUUUUUCUGAUGACCUUCUAAUCUUCUGCAAAGGAAAUAUAGAGUCCAUUGUCGGAGUUAUCUCUGUUCUCCAUAAAUUUCAUGAAAUCUCUGGGCUUCAACUUAAUGUGGCUAAAUCUGAAAUCUUUGCAGCAGGUAUUUCUCCAAGGAAUCUAGAAAUCAUCAAGAACUUUACUGGUUUUAAAAUCGGUCUUUUACCAGUGAGAUAUCUUGGGGUUCCUCUUGUUUCUAGGAAACUCUCUGUUAAGGAUUUUCUUCCCUGA